Messenger RNA from Ichthyophthirius multifiliis, 1095 nucleotides. Its product is annotated as leishmanolysin family protein, putative. The transcript has 2 exons. The record is from RefSeq and is a predicted model, not a curated record. NCBI's taxonomy places the organism in Eukaryota, Ciliophora, Oligohymenophorea, Hymenostomatida.
AUGCCUUAAUGUGCUAAAUGUAAUAACGAUACUUCUUGUAGUUCUUGUUUUGAUGGCUAGUAUUUAAAUAUAGAUAAUUGUUAAAAUUGUGGUAUUGCGUAAUGCUAAAAAUGUAAAGAUGGAAUUUCUUGUGAUUUAUGUUAAAGUGGAUAUUUUUAUAACAAUUCUUAAUGUAUUUCUUCAUGCCCAAAAGGAAAAUAUGCAGAUGCUUCAACAAGAAUUUGUUAGGAUUGUAAUAGUAAAUGUGCAACUUGUUCUAAUGCAACCGAUUGCGAUACAUCUUGCUUAUUUAAAUGUGCAACCUGCUCUAAUGCAACCAAUUGCGAUACAUGUUUUGGGAAUAGGGUUGUAACUACUUGUGAAUGCCCUGCUUAUAGCUAUAAUAAUUUGAAUUACAGAUAAGCUUGUAUCGAAUGCUCUACUAUAUCUAUUGGAUGCUCUACUUGUAAUGCUACUACAUGCUAAGCAUGUUUAUCGCCGAAUUUUUUAGAUGGUAAUUCAUGUGUAAUAACCUGUCCUGCAGGUAAAUGGCCAAAUACGGCAAACAAAUAAUGUACAGCUUGCUUAUUUAAAUGUGCAACCUGCUCUAAUGCAACCGAUUGCGAUACAUGUUUUGGGAAUAGGGUUGGAACUACUUGUGAAUGCCCUGCUUAUAGCUAUAAUAAUUUGAAUUACAGAUAAGCUUGUAUCGAAUGCUCUACUAUAUCUAUUGGAUGCUCUACUUGUAAUGCUACUACAUGCUAAGCAUGUCUAUCAACGCAUUUUUUAGAUGGAAAUUCAUGUGUAAUAGCCUGUCCUGCAGGUAAAUGGGGAAAUACGGCAAAUAGAUAAUGUACAGCUUGCUUAUUUAAAUGUGCAACCUGCUCUAAUGCAACCGAUUGCGAUACAUGUUUUGGGAAUAGGCUUCCUUAAUAAUGUGAUUGUCCUUAAUAUUCUUAUGAUCCUAAUAUUUUCAAUUAAGCCUGUACUAUAUGUUCUACUUUUUCAGCUGGAUGUGUUACAUGCAGUUCAACGGAAUGUCUUACAUGCCAAACUCCUUAAUAUUUUUAAUUAAACUAAAAAUAAAAUAAUGCGAUUCAUGCUUAAAUAUAAUGA